Molecule: messenger RNA, 855 nt
Organism: Drosophila navojoa
Lineage: Eukaryota; Metazoa; Arthropoda; Insecta; Diptera; Drosophilidae
Gene: Dad
Product: Daughters against dpp
Biological process (GO): SMAD protein signal transduction; regulation of transcription by RNA polymerase II; anatomical structure morphogenesis
Cellular component (GO): heteromeric SMAD protein complex
Molecular function (GO): transcription regulator inhibitor activity; I-SMAD binding
Source: RefSeq, a predicted model, not a curated record
UCAAUUUUAGAUCACAGAGCGAAUAAUAAUGCUUGGUGCCAGAUUGCCUAUUGGGAACUAUCGCAGCGCGUUGGGGACCUGUUUCACGCCAGGAGGUUGGCAGUUAAUAUCCACACAGACGGACCAGUGGACAGCACCGGAGAGAACAUGUGCCUACGGGAAUUUUGUGGGAAGCAAACAUCGUCGGAUGCAGUCCAAAAGACGCGUACAAAGAUCGGUCUAGGUGUGACCUUAAGUCUGGAGUGUGGGGACGUGUGGAUAUAUAAUCGAAGCAAUGUGCCGAUAUUUGUGGACUCGCCAACGCUUUCCGAGCGUUGGGACCGGGUGUGUAAAGUGAUGCCGGGCUAUUGUCUCAAAGCCUUUGAAACACACAGGGCUCAAUGGCUGGCCGAAAAGCAGAUGGAGCAGACCCAUUUGGGGCCAAUCGAUCGGUUUAGUAUGAAGAUCAGUUUCGCCAAGGGCUGGGGUAACAUGUAUCGUCGACAGGAUAUUAUGUGCUGUCCCUGCUGGCUUGAAGUACACUUCAGCCAUUUGCGGUGACAAUGUCAGUCGCCAGCUGAUGCUUAUGACUUCGCAGCAGCAGGAGCAGCAGGAGCAGCAGAAGUGUUACGUCUACCGGGAACAGUCAGCACUAGCCCGAUGGGCGACAAGCCCUAUGUGUACUACCGGUAGCAACAGCAACAGUCAGUUUAUAAGAUGCGCAUGAGACUGGGUUGUGUAAGCAUGUACAUUAAGAUGACUCCCAGCAGCAAUUGGCACAAGGAGUUCGAAAUUGCAGCAAACGGGCUAGCAAGCAACUAAUCAUAAGGGGCAACAAUGGACUGCAAAUUAUAUACUUUAAAAAGUUAAACUUAA